Messenger RNA from Cylindrotheca closterium, 585 nucleotides. The record is from the annotation of a GenBank genome assembly. Lineage: Eukaryota; Bacillariophyta; Bacillariophyceae; Bacillariales; Bacillariaceae.
AUGGAGAUUAUAGAAGAGGCGCCUUCGGCGGCAUCCUCCCCUCCAAAAAGUCCACGGCGCAACCCUCAAGCUCCUCCAAGUUCUAGCCGUAGGAAACAAUUCGCAGUGUCCACCAAAUGGGAGUCAGAAGCUGCAGCCAACGGUGGAACCAUCAAGGACUUUCAUCGGUUCUUUUGCUGCUGCGCCGAGCGACUGGGAAAUAUGUUUGUCUUUUGCAAACGACCGGAUGGGUCACCGAUAGUCAUUGCUGGUCCAUGUUGGCCAUUUUGCUGUUUUGUCACGGUUCCCAUGAUACUGGGGGCUUGCGGAUCAGUUUCCUAUUGGCUCAUUAUUCGGGAGAAUUCGGCUCUUCCGCUGUGGGUCUCGUACAUAUACUUUCCGGUUCUUGGAUGUGUGUUGGCGGCUCUAUUCUGUGUCAGUUGUACCGAUCCCGGAUUGAUGGAACGCGUCACGGAUGAAGAAGCAGGGGAAGGGGGGUGGUUCUGGAACGAACAAGUUGGGAGUUAUCGGCCACCGGGUGCUCUAUAUUGUAGAGAAUGUGGUGUUCUGAUACAAGACUAUGAUCACUUAUGUGUAUGUAUUUAG